UCCUUACGGGAUACGUCACAGUGUUUACCCGGAAAUGAGAGCUCCUUCCAACAAACUGCUGUCAACAUCUACAAUUUACAGACUUCUGUCCGGUUUUGGUGAAGUGAAAUUAAACCUUACCGCUUAAUCUGACUGUAAACUACUGAGUCGGCAUGUACAGCGGACUCCUGCCCAAAGGUUUAACUGAGGACGACCUCAGUCCAAAUGACGAAGAGGACGAGCAGGAGGACGGUGUUGAGGAGAGGAGGGAGGGUGAGAAGUUGAGCUCUGUCGGGGAAAACACACAGUCGACUAACGCUGCCAGUGAUGCAGACAGUGACUCCCCGACCUGCGGUAUUCCUGGUAUAUCCCAGGAAAUGUGGCAGAAAUUCCAGGAUCUACGCCAGAAGAAAGACGAAAUGAAGACCGUGAAGAUCCCCAGAAAAAGAAAAAGAAGACGGCACAAGAAAGCAGGAACAGAAAGUGAGGAACCCACACAGACAAGCAGAGAGCAUCAGGAGGAGCGAGAGAAGCACUGGGAUGAGCUUAAGCAGUAUUUUGGUGUAAAUGAUCGAUUUCAUCCCCCUGCAUGUUCCAAACCCCCUCCGAAGUCCGGCCUAGAAAAGAGCAUAGAGAGGGCCAUAGCUGAAGGGGACAUUGCAAAGGCGGAGGAGAUGAGCGACAGACUCGCCACUCGAGAGCUGGCUGUGAAUAUCGCUCAAGCCGCUGAUUGCCGUGACUUUGUGCAACGCAAACAGGAAGAGGAAGCUUUGAGGGAAGCGCAGAAGAGGAGGAAGGACAUCGCCUGGGGGUUUGAGGCUAAGAGACGAUGGGAAACCAAAAGCAACAUGGGCUUCAUGUGACAAACGCAGAGGGAAAGGAGGACUGUGAUUUAUUUAUUUAUUUUAAAGUUAAUUUGAUAAAAGUAGUGUUUUUUUAUGGCGGACUGAUCCUGUUUCUUUUUAUCCUCUUUGUAUAUUUUGAAGACUUCACAACAGCAGAGUGUGAGGGGGGGAAAAGUCACAUAGUUGGCUGAGGAAAAACCAAUCCUGAGAGUACGAGAGAGAGAAAAAAUUAUGGAGCAUUCAAAUUAAUUCCUAAGGCGCCCAUUGGUGUCUGCAUUGUGUUAUUUUUCAUUACAUUUCAGUGAUUUGAGCGUUCUGGCCUUUUUUUUCCCCCCUUCAAAUUAAAUCUGGUGUACAUUACUGGAUGAUGCGUUUAUUUAUUGCUGUAAAGUGGGUUAAUCAUGAAGGCGCUCCUUUCUUCUUCCGAGGAAGAGAAAGGAAAGAUUAGGGCCCUAAUGCAAUGUACAGGAUAAUGUGCGAUAGGAUUUGGGAGUAGAAAAUGAAAUUUGGCUGGUGUAAACAGUUGUGAGCAGUUGUAAACUGGAAGUUGAGUGAACGUUUUGUGAAGGGGAGGAGGGGGGUGAGACAUGAAACAGAGGCUUUGCUGUUGGCCCUCACCCAUGCUGGGAGACGUGCUAUUGUAUCUAAGCCCGAACAAGAGGCACGCGCACAAGCCUACACUCGCCACUCAUUGUGUGAUGAGCUCUCUUCAGCAUCUGUAAACUCGUCUAAAACCGUCGAUUCCUCUCGCUGUUACUUUGAUCUUUUUUGAUCUGCAGCGUUUGCCUCUGCAGCUACUCACGCUUCUGAAAUGCUCAUACAGAUUCCAGGAAGUGUUAAUUGCAAACAGCAUGCAGAAAAAGCACAAGAAUGAUAAUUACUUUUAUUCAUAAUGCGUGCUUAUAUAUAUUUUUUUUUUCCAACCAUAGAAAAAAUGAUUGCUUUGCUUCAAGGUAAUGAGAAUUAAAAUUAAUCCACCUAAGUUGUUUGCACUGCACAUAUUUGGGCACUUUGUCCCCUGGUGAGCAGCAGUAUUCUCAUAGCUUUGCUGUGUAGGCUGAAUCUGUUCGAGGAAAGAAAUUAGCUAAACAUCAGAAAUAAAAGUUUGUAGGCAAUUAUGAUACAAAACACCUGAGCUGUGGGGACCUAGAUACGACAUUGGUAUAAAGACACAGUUUGAAAAAUCAAGCUUUUUGGAUUUUACAUUCAAGUGACUCACAUGACCUGAGUGUCUGCAAAGUUGUCAGUUGGUGAGUAUUGGUGCUAAUUAAACUAUUAAUUAUCUCUGUAAUGAGACGCGAGUUAAAACUGUGUUAAGCACAUCAAAGUACGACGUGGGAUUUCUUCGCUUUGAUGAAAAUAUGUCUUGACUGAGGAGUGAGGAAACAUCAGAGAUUCUUCAUUAACGGGACAAAAAAGUAGCCGAACUUUAGGGCCUUCGAAGGUUUUGGAUAACUCAGUAAGGGUUUAAUAGUCUUUGAUUUUAUUUACAGAGAAUCGCUGGAUGUAGGUGUAUUUCUUAAACACACUUCUCAGAAAUAAGACCUUUUCAAGAGGGUUGUUUGAUAUUACGUGUACAUCUCAGUGGAAGACUCAAAACAAAAAGACAAACAGUAUCUCUGAAUAUGUGUUUUCCAUAUGCAUCCUUUUUUUUUUUUUUUUUUUUUUUUUUUUAAGCUAAUACUUGUCAGUGAACAUGACCAGCGCUGAUCCAAGAGCAGCGCCGUAUCAAUAGCAUCUCACUUUAUUAAUCUCUUGGAACACAGGAUAAUGCCUUGAGCAGAGAUGAUUCUGCUUUUAAGCUGGAAAAUCCACUUCCCCCUCUCGUCCUGUUGAGGAGCUGUUUUCAAUAGUCUGUUACUGGAGGCCAAUCUUAGCCCCCUGACCUAGGCUGAUUUGUGUUGAAACGCUGAGUUCCUUGGGCACAUGUCGAAACCACUUCUAGGAAAAGUGUUUGUUGUGCGGAGCGUGGGUGAAGGAAAAAAACAACAACAGCAAUCCCAUUAAAUGGUUGGAAAGCUGCUGUUGUAUGAAAAGGGAACAUAUGUUGCUGGUAACGACACAUCAGCACUAUCACUUGCUGCUAUCGCCGGCUAGAAGAGGAUUAACUCAAAGGAGAGAUCUCCGAGAUGCAGCCGAUAAAGGCAACAAUGUUCACAACACCUCACGCAAAGUGUAGAUCAGACAUGGUAACGUUGCUUUGUUUGUGUGUUGUUCAAGGUGUUUGAUAACCGCUGAUAAUGUUGCUUUUUAUUGUGUUACUACAACUUGUUACUCUUGCUCUCAUUCAAUUUUUACCUGUGUAAAUAAAGGUUUAAUCAAUAUUA
This is a messenger RNA of Dicentrarchus labrax (European seabass), 3151 nucleotides long. It is a transcript of the gene fam204a, whose product is annotated as family with sequence similarity 204 member A. The record is from RefSeq and is a predicted model, not a curated record. The transcript has 7 exons. Bases 153 to 842 code for a protein of 229 amino acids. NCBI's taxonomy places the organism in Eukaryota, Metazoa, Chordata, Actinopteri, Moronidae.